Molecule: messenger RNA, 1182 nt
Organism: Capsicum annuum
Lineage: Eukaryota; Viridiplantae; Streptophyta; Magnoliopsida; Solanales; Solanaceae
Source: the annotation of a RefSeq genome assembly
AUGACUGCACCAACUACAAGAAAAGACCUCAUGAUAGUCAAUAUGGGGCCUCAGCACCCAUCAAUGCACGGUGUUCUUCGACUCAUCGUUACUCUAGAUGGUGAAGAUGUUGUCGACUGCGAACCAAUAUUGGGUUAUUUACAUAGAGGGAUGGAGAAAAUUGCGGAAAACCGAACAAUUAUACAAUAUUUACCUUAUGUAACACGUUGGGAUUAUUUAGCUACUAUGUUCACAGAAGCAAUAACCAUAAAUGGACCCGAACAAUUAGGCAAUAUUCAAGUACCUAAAAGGGCUAGCUAUAUCAGAGUCAUUAUGUUGGAGUUGAGUCGGAUCGCUUCUCAUUUGUUAUGGCUCGGUCCUUUUAUGGCGGAUAUUGGUGCGCAGACCCCUUUCUUCUAUAUUUUUCGAGAAAGAGAAUUGAUAUAUGACCUAUUCGAAGCUGCUACCGGUAUGCGAAUGAUGCAUAAUUAUUUUCGUAUUGGAGGAGUGGCUGCCGAUCUACCCUAUGGCUGGGUAGAUAAAUGUUUGGAUUUUUGCGAUUAUUUUUUAACAGGGGUUGCUGAGUAUCAAAAACUUAUUACCCGGAAUCCUAUUUUUUUAGAACGAGUUGAAGGCAUAGGCAUUAUUGGGCAAGACGAGGCAUUAAAUUGGGGUUUAUCGGGACCAAUGCUACGAGCUUCCGGAAUAGAAUGGGAUCUUCGUAAAGUUGAUCAUUAUGAGUCUUACGACGAAUUUGAUUGGCAGGUUCAAUGGCAACGAGAAGGGGAUUCAUUAGCUCGUUAUUUAGUACGAAUCGGUGAAAUGACAGAAUCCAUAAAGAUUAUUCAACAGGCUCUGGAAGGAAUUCCAGGAGGGCCUUACGAAAAUUUAGAAAUCCGACGUUUUGACAGAUUAAAAGAUCCUGAAUGGAAUGAUUUUGAAUAUCGGUUUAUUAGUAAAAAACCUUCUCCAACUUUUGAAUUGUCGAAACAAGAACUUUAUGUGAGAGUUGAAGCCCCAAAAGGAGAAUUGGGAAUUUUUAUCAUAGGAGAUCAGAGCGUUUUUCCUUGGAGAUGGAAAAUUCGCCCACCAGGUUUUAUCAAUUUGCAAAUUCUUCCUCAGUUAGUUAAAAGAAUGAAAUUGGCUGAUAUUAUGACAAUACUAGGUAGCAUAGAUAUCAUUAUGGGAGAAGUUGAUCGUUGA